Messenger RNA from Solanum pennellii, 1814 nucleotides. RefSeq names its product epoxide hydrolase A. The transcript is spliced from 5 exons. Bases 102 to 1058 code for a protein of 318 amino acids. Gene Ontology annotation, molecular function: hydrolase activity. The record is from RefSeq and is a predicted model, not a curated record. Lineage: Eukaryota; Viridiplantae; Streptophyta; Magnoliopsida; Solanales; Solanaceae.
AUUUUGUUGAACAAUUCAAAAAAGGCAAUUACUAGUAUACAUCUUUUUGUUCAUCAUCUCUACCAAAAAACAAAAAGAAAGCGCAAUACAAAGAACCAGCCAUGGAGAAUAUACAGCACAAAAAUCUCUCUGUAAACGGCAUAAAUAUGCACAUAGCUGAAAUUGGUGAAGGACCAUCAACAAUACUAUUCCUUCAUGGUUUCCCUGAACUCUGGUAUUCAUGGCGUCACCAACUGAUUUCACUUUCAUCCAAAGGUUACCGCGCAAUAGCUCCAGAUCUACGUGGUUAUGGCGAUACAGAUUCUCCCCCUUCUCCUUCUAGCUAUACCGUUUUUCAUAUUGUUGGUGACCUUAUUGCCCUUCUAGAUGCUCUGGGUCUCGAUCAGGUGUUCCUUGUUGGACAUGAUUGGGGUGCUGUUAUAGCUUGGCAUGUAUGCCUUUUGCGACCUGAUAGGAUCAAAGCACUGGUUAAUAUGAGCGUUGUCUUCCACCCCAGGAACCCCAAGAGAAAGCCUAUUGAAUCUAUGCGUGCUCUCCUCGGGGAUGAUUACUAUAUUUGCAGAUUUCAGGAAUAUGGAGAGGCAGAAGAGGAGUUUGCUCGUGUUGAUACCGCUAGACUAAUUGCGAAAUUUUUAACAUCACGCAAUCCAGCUCCUCUUUGUGUGCCUAAAGAGAAAGGAUUUGGGGGUUCACCUCAUACUCCCAUUACAUUGCCAUCUUGGUUGUCAGAAGAGGAUGUCAACUACUAUGCCAACAAGUUCAGACAGUCAGGUUUUACUGGUGGAUUAAACUACUAUCGAGCUAUGGACCUAAACUGGGAGUUGACAGCGCCAUGGACCGGUGUACAAAUUAAGGUCCCUGUUAAGUUCAUCGUAGGGGAUGUGGACCUAACUUACAAUACACCUGGUGUUAAGGAAUAUAUCCACAAAGGUGGGUUCCAAAAAAUGGUGCCAUUCUUGCAAGAAGUAGUUAUCAUGGAAGGAGUUGCACACUUCAUCAACCAAGAAAGACCAGAAGAAAUUAAUGACCACAUAUAUGACUUUUUUCAAAAGUUCUAAGUGUUUUGAUUCGGAUCUGUUCUGCCUUGUGCUGUGAUUGCAUUGAACUGAUUUUGUAAAGGGAGUUUCGGGUAUAUGUUGGAAUUCUGGAAAACUGCAGCAGCGUUUCCAAAUAUGAAAUCGACUGUGCCAUAAAUGUCACAUUCUCUGUAAAAUUGUCUGAGUGAAUGUACAUAUAAUGUGUCUUGGUACCCAUGGAAGCUGCAGCUAUAAAAUGUGGAUAAAUCUGCACCAUUUCUAACUGCAACUGCUUGGUGAUUUAUUGCUCCUGCUGUGUUUUGGAAUGUUAUGUUAACUGCAACAAAUCCUUGACCAACCACAGCUGUUGAUAAAGAAGAAACAUGUUAAGAAAUAUGGAUCUAAGUUUCCUUUGGUUUCUCACCCGUUGUCUAGUAUGACAAUACCCCUUUCAGGCCCCGACUAAUCUAGAUAUGGCUGCGUAAAUAGCAUUGAAGGAAAGGUGGGGUUAAGGUUUGCAUAACUCAACCUCUCUUGAGCCACUUGUAGGUAUGUAUUGGGUAUAUUGUUAUUGUUGUUUGUAUCAUUCGAAUCUGAGACCUGUGGUGAAGGGAUCUUAUGCAUCCCACGACAAUCCUUUGUAUGGACUUCAGUCGUAUGUAGUAUAUAGGAGUGAAUUUUAACACAUCAUAACAGUUAAUUACUCCUUUCGUCCAUCUUUACUUGUCCACCAUAUUAUUUUGGGAUGUUAACAAUACUUGUGAAGUUCAUAAAAGCAAUGAAUAGUUUACCACGUUA